CCCCGAAUUACUUGUGUUUAACAUUGUUGUGUUAUAUUAUCCCAUUCUUUUCAUUAUUCGGUCUUCUGUGUUUGUGCUUUUACUUUGUCGUGUUCAUCUGGACGGGGCACUGUUUUUCCUUUGUUGCUGUGUCUUGUGAUUUUUUUGUUGAGGCAUUAGAAUUUUCGAGGGUGUUAACUGUCUCAGUUCUUUCCAGUAUUUGGUGUUUUUGCCCAUAUUACUUUUGUCAGAAAAACUCUCAGGUAGACAGAGCCUUCAGCCUUUGCUCCCCAUUUCCUCUCCGUUUGUGAUAACUCCUUUUCCUUACCUGGUUUAAUUAGGAUUCGAAAGCUCCAGAUCUCAGUUUUCAACUUUCAUUGUCUCCCACACAAGAUCAUGCUGUGGUCAUUUGGUCCACCAGGGGGUGCAGUCCUCUCUUUCUGAUUAUUACUCCCUUCUCUGUUUCUGCAACCACCAUUUCAGUCAGAAAACCCACAUUCAGCAAGCCCCCUUUUGGGUGGAUGUUGCCCACUGGUUUUGCCCCAGGCUUGCUUUCUUGCUUUGUAGGGGCUGCUUAUAUCUAAACUGACAAUCAGGGAAAGCGUGGACUUUCCUCCAUUUAGGAGAAGGGGCUGACUCCCCAGAAGGCCCUUGGAGAGACCUGUCUUGUUGGUUUCACAGCCCCAGUAUCCAUGUAGUGGUUGGGGGAGUAGUAUCCACUUAGGUAUCCUACCUACUGUAGGGGACCUUCUGUAGGAAUUUGUAUCAGUCCAGCAGCUGACAGAUACCAGGUGGAGGAGGGGCUGUCAUGCUCCAAAUGGACCUCUAGGGAGUUCUACCUUGUAGCUAUCAGAGUCCCCUCCUCUACCCCAUAGUAUGUUGGCUGUGGGUGUAGCACCUUUUCAGGACAUCUGAGCAGCCUCUGUCAGCAGCGGGAGCGGACAGGCCUGAUCUGACCCUCAGGGAGGUCUGUCCUGUUGGUUUUAAUGGGCUGAGCUAUGGGUUUGUAGGGAGGCGAAUAGAAUGCUGAGUGUGGGGGCAGGUUCCACUGGAGGAAACCUUCUAUAGCAAUUGGAUGCAGCCUGGCAACCAGCAGUUACCAGGUCGGGGCGGGAGUGUCAUGCUCUGAAUAGACCCUCAGUGAGGUUUGUCAUGUUUCUCUCAGAGCCUCCCCAGCCAAUUGUUGGCUGUGAAUACAGCUUCCACACAAGGCACCUGCUUCCUAGCACACAGCAGGCUCAGUCAGCAGUUCUCAGCGCUGACCAGAUGUGGGUGCAGACUGUCUCAAAGUGACAGCCAAAGAGGCCUGUCCUGUUGGUUUCGGAGGCCUGAGUUAUGGGGUGCAUAGGGAGGCAGGUAGAGUGCCAUCAGUGUAGACUCCACUGGAGGGAGACUUCUCUAGCUAUUUGCUGCAGCCUUGCAGCCACCUGUAACCAGGCGGUGGAGGGAAUGUCACUCCAAACAGACCCCCAGGGAGGCCUGCUUUGUUGCUGUCUGCAGCCCCCUUCCCCUGUUGAUAUAGAAAAAACAAAGAAUUAUGUCAUCAAGUUAACCAGGACUUCUUUGAACAGCAGUAUUGAUAGAUAUACACGUACAGAACCAGAAAAAGCCUCUUACCUUCCCUUCUUGCUCUGCUUCUCUGAAGUUGGUCAAUAGUAUGGAGCAUCUCAGGGGCUAAAAUAAAAUCUCUUUUACUCUCUUCCUGCCAUGAGUGUAGUGUCUAGUCAAGAUGCCUGCUUCCUAGCACAUAGCAGUUUUAGUCAGCAGUCCUCAUUGCUGACCGGAGGUGGAGGCAGACAGACCCGAACUGACCUUCAGAGAGGUCUGUCCUGUUGGUAGCAGAGGCCUGAGCUAUGGAGUGUGCAGAGAGGCAGGCAGAGUGUUGACUAUGGGAGCAGACUCCACUGCAGGGGCUUUCUGUAGCAGUUCACAGUGGACUUGCAGGUGACAGUAUCCAGGUGGGGGAGGUGCUGGUGCACUCCAGAUGGACCCCUGGAGAGGUCCGCCUUGUUGAUUUUAGAUCAGAAGCUUGGGGUCUUACUGCUUCAUACAGGCAGGGGGUGUGGUGUUUAGGGAAGCAGGCUCUUUUGCUGGGGUCUUUCCCCAGGUCACAGCAGAUAUUGGACAGAAUUGCUGGGAGGAGAGGCAGGGUUGGGUAGGAGAAGCAAUUUUCCUGUCAUAUGCGACUCAUAAUUUCGUUGAUUCUUGCCUUUCUGCACACUGCUGCUGCUGUCCUCUGCUCCCCAAUUCAGAGUCCCUCAAGGCUGAGCACCUUUUCCUAAUUUUAUUUGUGGGAGAGAGCCAGAAUGAUGUUCUCUUUGUGCUUCCAUCUUCCCAGAAUCUCAAAUUUAAUACUCUUAUUUUUUUAUUUUCCUGGCUGCAUUGGCACUACCUUGGGUAAGCAGUUUGAAUGCCUACCUCUUUUUAUGAUGCUCCCUCAAUAAAAUGUCAUCUAGCAUGUUUUGGUUUUUUAAAAUACAGAUCUUGGAUAUCCCAGUGUUUCCUAGGGAGUGUCAACAUUACCUUGCUAUUUGGAGAAUUGAUUCGUUGAUUGUCUUAUUAAACUCUCUUUUAUAUGUUUGGUAUCCUCAAAGCCAAAGGUACAUUAGAGAUUACUGUUGAUUCAUUUGGGUACUUAAACAUUUCCCUGACUUUUUGGAACUUGAAGGAUUGUUAUUCACCAGUAGCUAAUUUAAAAAUCAUUUAUGCUUUUUUAGUGUUCUCAUGGAAUUUAAUGAUUUUUAGGUGCCAGUUAGAGCAUUUGGUAGGUUGACUACAAAAAUAAAUAUUUAAGCAAUGCUGGGUAGCUGUGAGGUAGCUGUUUCCUUGACAACUAGAGAGCUUUUCUAUUUGUUAAACAAAGGGAUGGUAAUUAGUAGUUUAAUUUCCUUUUUGGCAUGGAAUUGCUACAUAAAAACAGAUUUUAUUUUAGCCUCUGAGAUAGCCUAUAUUAUUGACCAAAAUCAGAGAAGCAGAACAAGAAGAGAAGGUAAAAGGUUUUGUUUCUGCCUGUGUACAUAUAUAUCUAUCAGGAUUGGUGUUCAAAGGAGUCUUAGUUUACCUCACAACAUAAUUCUUUGUUUAUCUCUAUAUUGGACCAAAGUACAGUAGUUUCAGCUUAGAUAUAUAGUCUUAGUUGUCUUUCUGAUACACUAAACAGUCGUGAUACACUUCAUUAUAGAGUAUCAGCACAAAGACUUGAUUUUUCUUGCUACUAGAAUUCAGCAUGAUAGCUUCAUAUCUGAAUUGAACCGAACAAACAAACAAAAACCAAAAGAAAAACCCAUUGACGUCAUGUCGAUUGCAACUCAUAGCAACCCUUUGGACAGCGUGGAACUGUCCCGUAGGGUUUCCAAGGGGUGGCUGGUGGAUUCAAACUGCCAACCUUUUGGUUAACAUCCAGGCUUUUAACCACUAUACCGCCAGGGCUCCAUGAAGAUGAUAUUUUAAGGAAGGCCUCCCUCCACCCCCAUAUAAUUAUACUGGCAUUUUCUCUAUUUAACUUACAAAACAUUUUUUAAUACAGAACUCCCCUCUAUAUUAUUAAGUAGUAGUAAUACUAUUUUUUGGCUACUGUGUGAUGGGGUGAAAACCUUGGUGACAUAGUGGUUAAGUGCUACGGCUUCUAACCAAAAGGUAAGCAGUGUGAAUCCACCAGGCGCUCCUUGGAAACUCUGUGGAGCAGUUCUACUCUGUCCUGUAGGGUUGCUGUGAGUUGGAAUCGACUUGAUGGCAAUGGAUUUGGUUUUGGUUUUUAUAUGUUGGGAAGGAGUCUCUGUGUGGCACAGUCUGCUAAGCUCUGGGUAUUAAUCAAAAGGUUUUCUCUAUAAAUUCACCUAUUCUAGAUUUUUAUGUAAGUGGGACCACGCAAUACUUGUUCUUUUGUGUAUGGCUUAUUUCACUUAGCAUACUAUUUUAAUCAAGGUUCAUUCAUAUCAUAGCAUGUGUGAGAACUUAAUUUCUCUUUAUGGCUGAAUAAUGUUCUACUGUAUGUGUAAAACUCAUGGCCCCAUAGGGCUUUCAAGGAGCGCCUGACGGAUUCGAACGGCUGACCUUUCAGUUAGCAGCCGAACUCUUUAACUACUGCGCCACCAGGGUUUUUUGUUGUAUGUAUAUAACAUAUUUUGUUUAUCCAUUCAUCUGUUGAUGAACAUUUCCAAUGUUUCUACCUUUUGGCCAUUGUGAAUAAUCCUACAGUGAACAUUGGUGUACAGGUAUCUGAGUACCUACUUUCAGUUCUCUAGGAGUAGAAUUGCUGGGCCAUAUGGUAAUUCUAUUUAAUUUUUGUGUGUGUGUGUGCUUUAGGUGAAAUUUUACAGAGCAAAUUAGUUUCUUAUUAAACAAUUAGUACACAUAUUGUUUUGUGACAUUGGUUGCCAACCCUGUGAUGGGUCAGCACUCUCCCCUUCUUAACCUGGGUUCCCUAGUUCAACUUGACCAGUUUUCCUGUCCCCUCCUGCCUUCUUGUCCUUGCCCCUGGGCUGGUGUGCCUGGAGUCUUAUAUACAUGGUUGAACUACGUGUGUUAUUGUUUUAUAGGCCUGUCUAAUCUUUGGCUGAAGGGUGAACCUCAGGAGUGACUUGAGUACUGAGUUAAAAGGGUGUCUAGGGGCCAUACUCUCAGGGUUUCUCCAGUCUCUGUCAGAGCAGUAAAUCUUGGCUUUUUUGUGUCAGAAUUUUGUUCUAUAUUUUUCUCCAGCUCUAUCUGGAACCGUCUAUCGUGAUCCCUGUCAGAGCAGUUGAUGGUGUAGCCAGACACGAUCUACUUGUGGUAGCCUCAGUUGGUAGAGGCUAUGGUAGUUGUGGUCCAUUAGUCAUUUGAACUAACCUUUCCCUUACAUCUUUGAUUUUCUUCAUUCUCCCUUGCUUCAUAUGGGUUGGAACCAGUAGAGUACCUUAGAUGGCUACUCACAAUUUUUUAAGAUCCCGGAUGCUACUCACCAAAGUAGAAUGUAGAACAUUUUCUUUAUAAACUAUGUUAUGCCAGUUGAACUAGAUAUCCCCUGAGACCAGCACUCAGCCCAGUAAUUUGGUCCCUCAGGGAGUCUGGAUGUGUCUAUGAAGCUUCCAUGACCUUGCCUUGGUUGAGCUGUGCUGACUUCCACAGUAUUGUGUACUGUCUUACCCUUCAUCAGAGUUACCACUUAUCUAUUCUGUAGUUAGUGUUUUUCCUUCCCAUUCCUCCCCUCACUAAUAACCAUCAAGGAUUGUUUCUUUCUGUGUGUAAAACUUUUCAUGAGAUUUAUAAUAGUGGUCUCAUACAGUAUUUGUCCUUUUGUGAUUGGCUUAUUUCAGUCAGCAUAAUGCCCCCCAGAUUCAUCCGUGUUGCGAGAUGUUAACCAGAUUCAUCCUUGUUCUUUACUGUCCUGUAGUAUUCCAUUGUAUGUACCAUAGUUUAGUCAUUCAUCUCUUGAUGGGCACUUAGGUUGUUUCUAUCUUUUUGCUAUUGGUGAAUAAUGUUGCAGUGAGCAUGAGCGUGCAUAUGUCUGUUCGUGUGAUGGCUGUUAUUUCUCUUUAGGAUAUAUUCCUAGGAGUGGGAUUGCUGUAUCAUUUGGUAUUUCUAUUUCGUUUUUUUUAAGGAAGCACCAUAUUGUUGUACCAUUUUGCGUUCCCACCAGCAAUGUGUAAAAGUUCUAAUCUUCCCCACGGUCUCGCCAACAUUUGUUAUUUUCUGUUUUAUUGAUUCAUGCCAGUAAUGUUGGGGCGAAAUGGUAUCUCAUUGUAGUUUUGAUUUGCACCUAUAUUUAAGUUUUUGAGGAAUUGCAAAAGUGUUUUCCACAGUGGCUGAGCCACUUUGCAUUCUCACCAGCAGUGCUUGAGGAUUUUGAUUUCUCUACAUCCUCACCAACAUUUGUUAUUUUCCUUUUUUUUUGAAAACAGCAAUCCUAGUGGGUGUUAAAUGAUAUCUCAUGGUGGUCUUGAUUCACAUGUCCCUAAUGAGUAAUGAGGUUGAGCACCUUUUUAUGUGCUUUUUGGCCUUUGUUUAUAUUCAAGUACUUUGUCCAAUUUUUAAUUGUUGUUUGUCUUUUUGUUAGGUUGUAGAAGUUCUUUAUAUAUCCUGGAUAUUAAACCCGUAUCAGAUAAAUGAUUUGCAGGUGUUUUCUCACUUUGGGUAGGUUUUCUUUUCACUUUAUUUGGUAAUGUCUUUUGAUUCACAAAAGUUAUUAGUUUUUAGGGAAUCCAGUUUAUCUUUUUUUGCUCAUGUUUUUGGUGUCAUAUCUAAGAAUCCAUUGCCACAUAUAAAGUCCUAAAGAUUUACUUCUAUGCUUCUAAGAGUUUGAUGGUUUUAGUUCCUAUAUUUAGAUCAUUGAUCCAUUUUGAGUUGAUUUUCAUACAGGUUGUGUGGUAGGAGGUCUGACAUCAUCUACUGCAUAUGGAAAUCCAUGUUUCCCAGUACUGUUGAUGAAAGAAACUAUUGUUUCACCAUCGAAAGAACUUGACACUCUUGUCAAAAAUCAAUUGGCCAUAAGUUUAUGAGCUUAUUUCUGAGCACCCAACUCUACCCUAUUGGUUUAUAUGUCUACCUUAUUCCAAUAUCACACUGUUUAAAUUCCUGUUGCUUUGUAAUAAGUUUUGAAUUGGAAAGUGUGUUCCCUCCAACAUUGUUCUUUUUUAAAAUUGUUUUGGCUUUUCAAGGUCAUUUGGAAUUUGAGAUUGACAUUUCCAUUUCUACAAAAAGGCUAUUGAAAUUCUAAUAGAGAUUGCAUUGAAUCUAUGGAUUGCUUUGGGAGUACUACAUGUUAACAUCAAUAAAUCUUCUAGUCCACGACAUGGAAUGUCUUUCCAUUAAUUUUGGUCUCCUUUAAUUUCUUGAAGCUGUGUUUUAAAGUUUUCAGUGUACAUGUCUUCUAUCUCCUUGGUGAAAUUUAUUCUGAGUAUUUUAUUCUUCUAGAUGCUGUUUUGAGUGGAAUUGUUUCCUUAAUUUCCUUUUCAGAUUGUUCUUUGUUGGUGUAUAGAAGCACAACUGAUUUUUUAAAGUAUUGUGUUUUUGCUGAAAGUUUACACAGUAAAUUAUUUUCUCAUUUGACAAUUUUUAUACAACUUUUUCAGUGACAUUAGUUACAUUUUUCAAUGUGUCAGCAUUCUCUUUAAUUGUAUUCUUAUUCUUCCAUUUGUAGUAUACUAAUGUCCCUGCCCCCUUAUCUUCUCAUCUUUGCUUUAGAGGAAAUGUUGACCUUUUGGUGUCAUAUAGAUGGAUUUUUAGUAGAGCACUGUACUUAUGGGUAAUAUCCUUUAUUUUGUUUGCCACUUCAUUGUUUCGCUAAAAGGUCAUCUUGGGGGAUAGUUUUGUUUCAAGAUUUAAAGAGUAUCUCAGGGUAAUACUUUCAGAGUCCUUUGGUCUCAACUGGUCCAGUUAGUCUGGCUUUUUUUAAAAAAGAAUUUGAGUUUUGUUUUACAUUCUUUGUCUGUUCUACCUGGGACCAUCUAUUGUGACCCUGGUCAGAAUGGUUGGUCAGUAGUAGUAGCUAGGCACCAUCUAGUUCUUCUGGUCUCAGGGUUGAAGAUAAAGCUGUGGUUCAUGUAGGAUGUUAACCUUGUAGAUUCUUUCUUCUCUGAGACUUUGGUUUCUUUCUUACUCUUUUGCUCCUGAUGGUAGAGACCAGUAAGCUGUAUUUUAGAUGGCCACUCACAAGCAUUUAAGACCCUAGGUGCUACUCACUUUACCAGGAUGCAGAGCAUGAACUUUGUGAUCUAUAUUAUGCCACUCGACUCAGUUGUCCCAUGAGACGAAGGUCCUAAGCCUUCAGACCUAGAAAACCAAUCUCAAGGUGAAACAUAAAUGAUUUUUGGGUGACAAUCUUAUACCCUGCCACUUUGCUGAAAUAGCUUUCUUGUGAAAAAGCUAUUUGUGAAAUAGCUUUCUUGGAUUUUUGUAUAUCAUAAUAAUGAUAGUUUUACUUCUUCCUUUCCCAUUUGGAUGUCAUUUAUUUCUUUUUCUUGCCUGAUUGCUCUGGCUAGAACUGGCAGUACAAUGUUGAAUAGCAGAUAUCCUCGACUUGUUUCUCAUAUUAGUGGGAAAGCUUUCAGUCUUUAAUCAUUGAAUAUGAUGUUAGCUGUAAGUUUUUCAUAAGUGUUCUUUAUCAUGUUGAUCAGGGUACUGCUGGCCUUAUAGAACGAGUUAGAAAGUGUUCCCUUCCUCUUCAGUUUUUUGGAAGACCAACCAUUUUUAAAUUGCUAUUUUCUUGAUUGAUUGUUGCUUAGUUGCUGUAAAUCUUUUUACUGUUUCCAAAGUUCUGACAAAGUUGCUUCUGACAGUUUUAUCAGUUUUCCUUUUUUUUAACUGAUGUUUCCUGUGAAGGAAUGGGAGUUUGGAGUUCCCUACCCUGCCAUUUUGUAGUUUUGAGUUAAAUUAUUUCUCAGUAUUUUAUUCUUUUUAUGUUAUUGUGAAUGGAAUUACUAUUUUUUAAAUUUCAUUUCAGAUUGUUCCUUGCUAAUGUAUAUGGUAGAGUUUAGUGUGUUAAUUUUGUAUUCUGCAACUUUGCUGAAUUUUUAUAUUAUCUGGAAUGACUCGUUUGCGCACAUUGAGUGUUUCAUAAAUACUCCAGGAAUCAAACUAAGUGUUUUUCUAAUAUUGGCCCUAUUUACCUGACGUGGAAACUGAAGUUAGAGAGGUUAAAUAGCUUGGAAAUAUUUAUCUAGUUAGUAUAAAGAUAGAGCUGGUAUUAGAUGUUUGUCUUUCUGCCUUGAAAAGUCUGUGCAUAAUUAGUGUGCUCUGUUGCCUAAUUAUGCAGAUGAUUAAGAGUGAUAACAUAUGCUCUUCUAAAAUUACAUGUACAAAUCUGACCAUGUACAUUAUGGAUUUUAUUUGUGUUUCUGUAGAAAUUCUGGUUUAUAUUUUGGUCAGCAUUUAGAAAUAGUUGCACAGUUUUGCUGCCAGAUCAUUAUAUGUAUCUCGCAGUGUCCUAGUCUGACCAUCUUUGUGACCUUGAUGCUUUGAUAUAGGCUUCUUAAACAAAUGUAUAUGGAAUUCAAAAUACUGUGUUAUCUAAUUUAUGAGAUAAAUUGGGAUAGCUAAUGAGUAAAUUUGCAUAGUUAAGGGGAUGCAAAAGAAAGACCAGAACAUUGAUCAUUGUUUUUCCUGUGCUCUAACAAAUUGGCACUGCUUUAAAAAUGUAUUUCAAUUAUAGCAACUUUUUAUUAGACUCUUUCUGUUGCCAGCAUUUUUCUAAGACAUUUCUUUUACAUGUUAGUUCCUCUUUAUGUGUUAGAGCUUGAAUGAGGAAAAAUAUUAUCCUUCAAAAUAAUAACUUUCACCCCACAACAUUUGAGGUAAUUAAUACUUUUCUAUCGACAUGGAUUUUCAUGUGGUGAGGAUAGCUUAAGUGGAUAGGCCUAGUUUUUAUUAUGGGUGGGGAGGAAUCCCCUAUCUCAAAUUAAAGUCUAAUAAAUCUGCCCUAUUUAUAUCUACGGACGCCCUGGUGGUGUGGUGGUUAAGUGCGACGGCUGCUAACCAGAAGGUUGGCAGUUUGAAUCCACCAGGUGCUCCUUGGAAACUCUAUGGGGCAGUUCUACUCUGUCCUAUAGGGUCGCUAUGAGUUGGAAUCAACUCGACGGCAGUGGGUUUUUGGUUUUUUUGUCAUAUCUACAACAAACUGUAGAUAUUUUGCUAGUAUUAAGUGUGAAUAGUAAUAAAAGUGUACAUAAAUGGCUUUCUGUGUACUAGUAGUCUAAAUAUAUUAUUAUUCUAUUCUUUUUUGUUUAAAAUUCUCCAUAAUAAAAAAAUUAAAAAAGCUUAUUACCAUCUCAUAAAUAUUAGUUCCUAAGUAGGCACAAAUGAGCAACUUGGAAUUGAUUUCUUGUUUUCUUCUUUGUCUCAUCAUUUCUGGUGCCACAUCAAGCUUCAUUUACCUUAUGCUAUUUAUUUCUGUAAAUAAAAUUUUACAGGCUAAUAAAGAAGGAUUUGUUAAUGGCGGGGGGGGAGGUUACAGGUUGUGAAAGUAAUGAGCCUAUGAUAUGAAAACUGUCCUACCAUUUGGGCUUUUCUAGCAGUAAUACCCGAUACGAGUUGACGACAAAAUGAAUUAAUAUCUUUUUGAAAUUUCCUUACACUUUCCAGUCAAGUGUUAUAAGUGUCUUUUGAUAUUCUUGCUAAAAUAAAGUCACUAGCCUUCUAUAGUUGAAUUAAAGUUUUGGAGAAGGAGAAUAACAUUAAAUAAGGGCAAAGACAAAUAAGUAAAGUAAAAAAGCAUUUAUUAACUUUUGCUGUGAAAGUAGUGUAAAGCUAUUAAGCUAUAGUUAAUUAAUAAUAUAAAUUAAAAAAAAAAGUAACACAGAAAUGAUUAUCCUUCUCUCAGGGUAUUCUGCUGUUAUAGCAUAAAUGAAUUGAAAUGUAGGCUUUUUUUCCUAAGGAGAUUUUCAAAAUUAUGUAUUUGAUUAAAAAAAAAAAAAGACUUUUAAUGAAAUAAAUAGAAUGUGAGGCAAAUGGCCAUUUGUGCAUCUGCUUGAUUUUUCUUGGUUUAUUUGAUAACCCCCCCUUAAAAAAAGUUAUUAAAGUUGUUUGAUAUUUGAUAAAAUUGUGGCACUUUUUGUAGUAGCACUAGAAUGUCUUCUAAAAGAUCAGUUCGUGUAUUAGCCAAAACUGUUAGCUGUAGGUUUAUUUUAAGAACAGAUGAAAUAAACAUUUUCAGUAGUCAGUGCUACUUAACAGCAUUUGCCAAUGUAUGUUCUGUGGAAUUUCUGCAGAAUAUUAAUAGAAUAAAAAGGGUUCUUUGGACAAAUGGAUUGGGAAAUACCAAGUUAAUAUUUAGACUUUUGUUUUCCUUUUUUCUGUUGUAGGGCUUGUCAAAUCCUUUAACACAUUUUUGUGAAUCUCCGAAGAUGAAACAGAGUGCCCUUGAUGAGCCUCCCUAUUUGACAGUGGGCACUGAUGUGAGUGCUAAAUACAGAGGAGCCUUCUGUGAAGCCAAGAUCAAGACAGCAAAAAGACUUGUCAAAGUCAAGGUAACAUUUAGGCAUGAUUCUUCAACAGUGGAAGUUCAGGAUGACCAUGUAAAGGGCCCACUAAAGGUAGGCGCUAUUGUCGAAGUAAAGAAUCUUGAUGGUGCUUAUCAGGAAGCUGUCAUCAAUAAACUAACAGAUGCAAGUUGGUACACUGUAGUUUUCGAUGAUGGAGAUGAGAAGACACUUCGACGAUCUUCACUGUGCCUGAAAGGCGAGAGACAUUUUGCUGAAAGUGAAACAUUAGACCAGCUACCACUCACCAACCCUGAACAUUUUGGCACUCCAGUCAUAGGAAAGAAAACAAAUAGAGGAAGAAGAUCUAAUCAUAUACCAGAGGAAGAGUCUUCAUCAUCCUCCAGUGAUGAAGAUGAGGAUGAUAGGAAACAGAUUGAUGAGCUACUAGGAAAAGUUGUUUGCGUAGAUUAUAUUAGUUUGGAUAAAAAGAAAGCACUGUGGUUUCCUGCAUUGGUGGUUUGUCCUGAUUGUAGUGAUGAGAUUGCUGUGAAAAAAGACAAUAUUCUUGUUCGAUCUUUCAAAGAUGGCAAAUUUACUUCGGUACCAAGAAAAGAUGUCCAUGAAAUUACUAGUGACACUGCGCUAAAGCCUGAUGCUGUAUUAAAACAAGCCUUCGAUCAGGCACUUGAAUUUCAUAAAAGUAGAACUAUACCUGCUAACUGGAAGACUGAAUUGAAAGAAGACAGCUCUAGCAGUGAAGCAGAGGAAGAAGAAGAAGAGGAAGAUGAUGAAAAAGAAAAGGAAGAUAACAGCAGUGAAGAAGAGGAAGAAAUAGAGCCAUUUCCAGAAGAAAGGGAGAACUUUCUUCAGCAGUUGUACAAAUUUAUGGAAGAUAGAGGCACACCUAUUAACAAAAGACCUGUACUUGGGUAUCGUAAUUUGAAUCUCUUUAAGUUAUUCAGACUUGUACACAAACUUGGAGGAUUCGAUAAUAUUGAAAGUGGAGCUGUCUGGAAGCAAGUCUACCAAGAUCUUGGAAUCCCUGUCUUAAAUUCAGCUGCAGGAUACAAUGUUAAAUGUGCUUAUAAAAAAUACUUAUAUGGUUUUGAGGAGUACUGUAGGUCAGCCAAUAUUGAGUUUCAGAUGGCAUUGCCAGAGAAAGUGGUUAACAAACCAUGUAAGGAGUGUGAAAAUGUAAAAGAAAUAAAAAUUAAGGAAGAAAAUGAAUCAGAGAUCAAAGAAAUAAAGAUUGAAGAGGAGGGGAAUAUAAUACUAAAAGAAGAAAAGCCUGCGGAGGAUGAUAUUGAAAGAAAAGAAAAUAUCAAACCUUCUCUGGGAAAUAAAAAGAAUUUGUUAGAAUCUGUAUCUACACAGCCUGAUCAGGAAAAAGAAGUUAACAUGAAAAAAUCAGAAGAAAAUGGAAACCUGGAAGAUAAAGAUGAUGAGACAACUAGGGUAGAUGAAUCCCUCACAAUAAAGGUAGAAGCUGAAGAAGAAAAAGCAAAAUCUGGAGAUGAAACGAAUAAAGAGGAAGAUGAAGAUGAUGAAGAUGUAGAAGAGGAGGAUGAGGAGGAGGAAGAAGAUGAAGAUGAUGAUGACAACAAUGAGGAAGAGGAGUUUGAAUGCUAUCCACCAGGCAUGAAAGUCCAAGUGCGGUAUGGACGAGGGAAAAAUCAAAAAAUGUAUGAAGCUAGUAUUAAAGAUUCUGAUGUCGAAGGUGGAGAGGUCCUUUACUUGGUGCAUUACUGCGGAUGGAAUGUGAGAUAUGAUGAAUGGAUUAAAGCAGAUAAAAUAGUAAGACCUGCUGAUAAAAAUGUGCCAAAAAUAAAACACCGGAAGAAAAUAAAGAAUAAAUUAGACAAAGAAAAGGACAAAGAUGAAAAAUACUCUCCCAAAAACUGUAAACUUCGGCGCUUGUCAAAACCACCAUUUCAGACAAAUCCAUCUCCUGAAAUGGUAUCCAAACUGGAUCUUACUGAUGCCAAAAACUCUGAUACAGCUCAUAUUAAAUCCAUAGAAAUUACCUCUAUCCUUAAUGGACUUCAAGCUUCUGAAAGUUCUGCUGAGGACAGUGAGCAGGAAGAUGAGACAAGUGCCCAGGACUUGGACAGUAAUGGCAAAGAAGAAUCUAAGACUGAUCAUUUGGCCCACAGCAGAAAUGAUCUUAUUUCAAAAGAGGAACAGAACAGUUCAUCUUUGCUAGAAGAAAACAAAGUCCAUGCAGAUUUGGUAAUAUCCAAACCAGUAUCAAAAUCUCCAGAAAGAUUAAGAAAAGAUGUAGAAGGAUUAUCGGAAGAUACUGAUGAUGAAGAAGAGGAUGAAAUUGCAAAAAAGAGAAAGGAUGUCAAGAAGGACACAACAGAGAAAUCUUCAAAACCACAGGUAAAACGUGGUAAAAGAAGGCAUUGCAAUACAGAGGAAUGUUUAAAAACUGGAUCACCUGGCAAAAAGGAAGAGAAGGUCAAGAACAAAGAAUCACUUUGCAUAGAAAACAGUAGCAACAGCUCUUCAGAUGAAGAUGAAGAAGAAAAAUCAAAAGCAAAGAUGACACCAACUAAGAAAUAUAAUGGUUUGGAGGAAAAAAGAAAAUCUCUACGGACAACUGGUUUCUAUUCAGGAUUUUCAGAAGUGGCAGAAAAAAGGAUAAAACUUUUAAAUAACUCUGAUGAAAGACUUCAGAACAGCAGAGUUAAAGAUCGAAAAGACGUCUGGUCAAGUAUUCAGGGACAGUGGCCUAAAAAAACGCUGAAAGAACUUUUUUCAGACUCUGAUACGGAGGCUGCAGCUUCUCCACCCCAUCCUUCUCCUGAGGAGGCAGCAGCAGAGGAGCCGCUGCAGACAGUAGCAGAAGAGGAGAGUCGUUCACCCAGUGCAGAGCUAGAAAAACCACUACCAGUCAGUGUCGAUAGUAAACCUGCUGAGGAUAAAACAGUGGAAGUCAGUGACAAAAAAGCAGAAUUUCCAAGUAGUGGCAGUAAUUCAGUGCUCAACACCCCUCCUACUACACCAGAAUCACCUUCAUCAGUCACUGUAACGGAAGCCAGUCGGCAGCAAUCUUCUGUAACAGUAUCAGAAACAUUGGCUCCAAACCAAGAAGAAGUUCGAAGUAUCAAGAGUGAAACUGAUAGCACAAUUGAGGUGGAUAGUGUUGCAGGGGAGCUCCAAGACCUCCAGUCUGAAGGGAAUAGCUCACCAACAGGCUUUGAUGCGAGUGUGAGCUCCAGCAGUAGUAAUCAGCCAGAACCAGAACAUCCUGAAAAAGCCUGUACAGGUCAGAAAAGAGUGAAAGAUGUUCAAGGUGGAGGAAGCGCAUCAAAAAAGCAGAAAAGAAGCCAUAAAGCAACAGUGGUGAACAACAAAAAGAAGGGAAAAGGCACAAACAGUAGUGAUAGUGAAGAACUUUCUGCUGGUGAAAGUGUAACUAAGACCCAGCCAGUGAAAUCAGGUUCCGCCGGAAUGAAGUCUCAUAGUACCAAAUCUCCUGCAAGGACUCAGUCUCCCGGAAAAUGUGGAAAGAAUGGUGAUAAGGAUGCUGAGCUAAAGGAAUCAAGUCAUCGAUUGCCCAAAGUUUACAAAUGGAGUUUUCAGAUGUCGGACCUGGAAAAUAUGACAAGUGCUGAACGCAUCACAAUUCUUCAAGAAAAACUGCAGGAAAUUAGAAAACAUUAUCUGUCAUUGAAAUCUGAAGUAGCUUCCAUUGAUCGGAGGAGAAAGCGUUUAAAGAAGAAGGAGAGAGAAAGUGCUGCUACAUCCUCAUCUUCAUCUUCACCUUCAUCCAGUUCCAUAACAGCUGCUGUUAUGUUAACUUUAGCUGAACCAUCUAUGUCCAGCGCAUCACAAAAUGGAAUGUCAGUUGAGUGCAGGUGACAGCAGGACUUUCCAAUGCACUUUGCACUUAAUGGCUGUUGAGGGCCACGUCUUUUUUAUACUGCACAGUGGCACAAAAAAAAAUCAGACAAGCACUAUUUUAUAUUUAAAAUUGUUUCUUGACAAGCUGACUUGGCACUUAAGUGCACUUUUUUAUGAAGAAAAAGUACAAUGAACUGCUUUUCCUCAAGCAAUAAUUGUUUCCAACUUGUCUGGGAAUUGUAUGUCUGGUAACUUGAAGGCCUUCCACUGUGGCAAAUGGAGGCUUUUCACUGCCUGUAGAGACAAUACAGUAAGCAUAGAUAUUGGGUGGGCCAGAACAUGGUAAGAUAACUUACUGUAUAUGUAUUCCCUUGUAUUUUGUUAAAGCUGGAACAUUUGAUAUUUUUCCAUUUAUUUAUGAAAAAAAAAAAAAACAAACCUAUUUUCAUUUGUACAAGCUAAUGGUUUUUUAAAGCAAGUCACCCUAGAGUGGCUUUAAUUGUAUAAGUCAAGCACAUGUAAUAAAUUCAAAACCUGCAGUUAACAGGAUAUCAGACAUCAGUCCUGGUAACCAAAUAUUUCAGAUUCUCUUUAAAAAAGACUGAACAUGUUUACAGGUUUGAAUUAGGCGAAAUGGUCUUGCAGUGGCUUUUCAUGCCCCUUCAAAUUGGAAUGGAACUACUGUACUUUGCCAUUUUUCUAUGAAUCAGUAUUUUUUUUUAAUUUUGAUAUAAUACAUUGUGUGAAAAAAGAAAAUGGCUAAUAAACUGUAUUAAAUCUUAAAACAAUGUAUAAAGAUUGUACUUAGCCAGUUCAAAGUGUAUAUUUAUUCAUAAUGAAUUAUAACAGUUAUAUUUUUGUGUUUUCUUGUAAAUGUUUCUUUUCCCUUAAAUGCAGAUAAUUCAUUUGUAUUGAUUAUUUUAUUAUGAGCUUCAAUGAGAGGACUUCAGGAACAAGUCAACUGUAUUAGUAUGGUUCAAGGUUGUUGAUAUGAACUGUUCCAACAGGAUGGUUGUUAUUUUAAAUAUAAAUAGCUAAUCCGGGUGGUAGGCCUAAAAAAUUAAAUGCUUUGUAUAAAAUCCAAACUGAACGUGAAAUUGUUUUCACUUGUAUUGACUUUAUGUUGUAUGAUUCCAAUAUCUGUUCUGUUGGCACUUGUAUUUAAUUCUACACCUUUGUAAGACAUUUGUAUAUUGCGGAUGUGUUCAUUCAAGCUAUUUAAUACCUGGCACUGUUAAUACACAGUACUUUAUUGUACAGACUGUUUUACUGUUUUAAUUGUAGUUCUGUGUACUUUUUUUGGAUGGAGCUGGCAUGUUUUGUUUUCUGCCAAUA
Messenger RNA from Loxodonta africana (African savanna elephant), 16058 nucleotides. It is a transcript of the gene ARID4B, whose product is annotated as AT-rich interaction domain 4B. Gene Ontology annotation, molecular function: transcription cis-regulatory region binding. NCBI's taxonomy places the organism in Eukaryota, Metazoa, Chordata, Mammalia, Proboscidea, Elephantidae. Gene Ontology annotation, cellular component: nucleus. Bases 10797 to 14741 code for a protein of 1314 amino acids. The record is from RefSeq and is a predicted model, not a curated record. Gene Ontology annotation, biological process: regulation of transcription by RNA polymerase II. The transcript is spliced from 23 exons.